This is a messenger RNA of Tetranychus urticae (two-spotted spider mite), 1704 nucleotides long. RefSeq names its product ubiquitin conjugating enzyme E2H (gene UbcE2H). The record is from RefSeq and is a predicted model, not a curated record. Lineage: Eukaryota; Metazoa; Arthropoda; Arachnida; Trombidiformes; Tetranychidae.
GUUAUCGAUAUUUUCGAUAUCAUCACCAAACACUAAAGACAUAAGUAUAAGCAUAAAAGCAGCAACAACUACAGUAUAAUCAAUUUCGUUGUUUUCCUUGUUUCCCGUGCGAACCGUUUUUUUUCUAAUUGUGAUUCUGUUAUCGAUAUAAUGAUGUCCUCACCAAGUCCAGGCAAAAGAAGAAUGGAUACCGAUGUCCUAAAAUUGAUUGAAUCUAAACAUGUAGUUACUAUCCUUGGUGGAUUAAAUGAAUUUUGUGUGAAAUUUUAUGGACCCAAAGGAACACCUUAUGAAGGAGGUGUUUGGAAGGUUCGUGUGGAUCUACCAGAGAAAUAUCCAUUUAAAUCACCGUCCAUCGGAUUUAUGAACAAAAUUUAUCAUCCUAACAUCGAUGAAGUAUCUGGAACUGUUUGUUUGGAUGUUAUCAAUCAAGCCUGGACAGCUCUUUAUGAUCUCUCCAACAUAUUUGAAUCAUUUUUACCUCAAUUACUCACCUACCCAAAUCCAAUUGAUCCUCUAAAUGGUGAUGCUGCAGCAUUGUAUCUUCAUAAACCCGAGGAAUACAAUAGGAAAGUUGCAGAUUAUGUGAAAAAAUAUGCUACCGAAGAAGCGUUGAAAGAACAGCAAGACAAAGAAUCUUCGUCCGAGGAAAGCUCGAUGAGUGAUUUCUCUGAUGAUGAAACUAAAGAUAUGGAAUUAUAACUUGAACUUAUCAUUCUUAUCAACCUAAUAGCAUACACAUAUUACAUACAUGCAUACAAAACCUCUACAUAAAUAAAUAAAACAUACACUCACACACAUAAACACACCACAUGAAAAAAAACAAACUCACCAAAAAACACAAGCCAACACAAAAAAAACCAUCUCUUACCAUCCGUACAACUGAAUUUUAUCAAAUUACAUGAAGAGGAUUCACAUGUGAUACGAAAUAAUCAAGAAACGAAAAAUCAAAACCUUUGCAAUUUUGAAUGGUGAUAAAAUUGUUCAAGACAUCAUGCUUUGGGCUAAAACAAAGAGGAAAAAAAAGGUUUACAUCAAUAGUUUAAUUAAGAGAUUAUGACAUGGUGUGUUAUUUUGAAUGAAAAAAAAAUCAAUUGGUAUUUACUAAUUACUACUACGUAAAGUUGUUGUCGUGGCUACAUAUUUAUAAAAAUAUAUUGUAAUUUUAUUAUAGAUGUGUAACCCAUUUAGGUGAUUGUUUUUGAUUGAUUAUGGAGAUAGUUUUUGGUUGUCAUUUGAUAAUCUUUGGUAAGGAAUAAUAUCACAAUAUAAUUAAGCUAUUGAUGGCAAUUGAUCGACAUUUUUUUUCUAAUUUUUCUUUGUUUGUCAGGAAUCUUCUAUUCUAUUUCAUUUUUUCUCUCACGUUUUUUUUGUAAAACACCAAAGGCUAACCAUUAACCAGAUAAUUGUCAUAAUUAAAGAUAAAAGAAAUCAUUGUUAUUACUGUUAACACAAGAAAACGAAGACCCGAUGACUGCUCGAUUUAUGGAGUUGACAGUUUGCUUUUUAAGUGUUCAUUUCUUUUUGGUACAUCAUCUCAAACGAAUCACUUACAAGCCCAAAAACCCACAAACAAACGAAAAAAAGUAAACUAAUUAAUCAAUCCCUUAAUUACCCGAGCAAUGUAAAUCAUAUUCUUCUUUUUUCUGUACUUUUCUUGUUUCACAAUUUGAAAAAAUGAAAGAUUCGUUUCAUUAUAUUCAA